Molecule: messenger RNA, 3491 nt
Organism: Phaeodactylum tricornutum CCAP 1055/1
Lineage: Eukaryota; Bacillariophyta; Bacillariophyceae; Surirellales; Neidiaceae
Exons: 6
Coding region: 1278-3491 (737 amino acids)
Biological process (GO): receptor guanylyl cyclase signaling pathway; intracellular signal transduction; cGMP biosynthetic process
Molecular function (GO): guanylate cyclase activity; 3',5'-cyclic-nucleotide phosphodiesterase activity; peptide receptor activity
Source: RefSeq, a predicted model, not a curated record
AUGGAUCGGAUGAUGCUAUUCCACGAACUUGACAGUGAGUGCGCACCCCCAACAGAACCUGCUCGUCUUUUCAAACCGUUUCUAAUUCUCCCCACGAUGAGAAUUCCGAUGCAACGCCGUAUGAUAAGUAGCGAUCGUGAUUCCGACGCUUCGGUGGACGGCGGAGAGUCUAGCAUCGAGACAGGCCACGAUGUCGGGAAGGAAGAGGAUGACCGCGACGAAGUCAAAGAGAUCCAAAAGCUUGCAAAGAGGGAAACGAGGAACAUCAAGGUGUGGCGUUCAAUAGUGGUCUUGCUUCUCCUGGCUGUGGGGGCGAGUGUUUCGACAUUGACUUUCAUCUUUUUGCGGGACGAAGAAACCGAUGAUUAUGUUGAUGCCUAUUAUCUUUUUGCUAAUACAGUCAGUGACAUUACCGAUUUCCGCGUCGAAAACAUGUUCGAAGCGAUGCGCGGAAUGAGCGAUAUGGUGACUGCUCACGCGAACGACAACAACCGAACAUUCCCUUUCGUGACUUUACCGCAGUUCGAGACACUUGGAGAUCAUGCACGGGUGCAGUCAGGGAUCGAAACAUUUAACUACUUGCCGUUCGUUAGCAACGAGACCAGGCUACUCUGGGAGACAUAUUCAGUGGCUUUCCAAGGUUGGAUUGCUACAAGCAGGAGCGUCGUGCUUGAACGAGACAACAACAUUGCUGAAACCGAUUUUGUGGAAGCUGAUAUCCCGUCCGGAAUUUUCGAAUUAAAGGAAUUUGGACCACCAGGCUAUGCCGACUUUGGGAGAGAAUUGUAUGCGCCUGUAUGGCAGACAAGCCCCCCACCUUUCAAUCCAUUUCUCAUCAAUUUCAACAUAGCGACACUUACAACGGUUAGAGACAAUCUGAAGGCAAUGGGAACGCUUCGAGUGCCGAAGAUCACGAAGCUUACCACGCGCUCUUCGUCACAAGCGAAGGUAACGAAACUGUCGCAGAAAGACCACACACUUAUCUUCUGACUCCGGUAUAUGAGCGUCUAGGAAACAAAUCGUCUGAUGUUGUGGGCGCUUUUGUUUCCACGGUUGCUUUUGAUCGGUACUUGGCAGACUUACUUCCAGACAGGGUUCGAGGAAUAUUUGCUAUACUGAAAAACACUUGUGGACAAGAUAAUCAAGAUCGUACAGCUGUGGUACCUGGGCAUUGCGAAUACGAAAUAAAUUUGUAUCCUUCUGCAAAUUUCGCGAACAAGUACAACACUAACGAGCCUGUCAUCUUUGCAUCGAGCAUUGCAGUAACGUUCUUUCUCAUGGCGUUCACGUUCUUCGUAUACGAUCGCUUUGUUCAUCGGCGAAAUACGAAGGUGGUUAAUGCGGCGGCUCGAUCUAGCGCGAUUGUUACAUCGCUAUUUCCGUCGAAUGUUCGCGCUCGCCUUUAUGAAGAGGCCGAAGAAAAGGCCAAGCAAAAGAUUUCUUCAAAAUUGGCAGGCGUCCAGGCCCCACAGUCUCAGCUAAAAGAUUUUUUGAACGGAUCCGACUCAAACGGGAAAGUUGUCGAUUUUGCUAACGAAGAGGACGAGUUAAACUUCUUCAAAUCCAAACCGAUUGCGGAGCUGUUCCCCAACACGACAAUAAUGUUUGGGGACAUUGCUGGCUUUACGGCAUGGAGCUCUAGCCGAGAACCCGCACAAGUGUUUACGUUACUAGAGACUCUCUACCAUGCUUUUGACGAGAUUGCAAAGAAGCGCCGAGUCUUUAAGGUCGAAACGGUUGGAGAUUGCUACGUUGCUGUUACAGGCUUGCCCGAUCCCCGUAAAGAUCACGCUGUUGUAAUGGCACGUUUCGCUCGAGAUUGUAUGCACAAGAUGCAAAAUCUUUCAAAAAAGCUCGAAGUGUCGUUAGGGCCGGACACAGGUGAUUUAGCAAUGCGCAUCGGAUUACAUAGCGGGCCUGUCACAGCUGGCGUCCUUCGCGGGGAGAGAUCUCGAUUCCAACUUUUUGGCGACACAAUGAACGUUGCAUCUCGCAUGGAGUCCACUGGCGUUAGAGACCGUGUCCAGCUCUCUCAAGACUGCGCGGAUUUGCUUGCACAGGCGGGCAAGGCUGGAUGGUUUACACCGAGGGAAGAUACAAUCGUCGCCAAAGGAAAAGGAGAAAUGAAAACCUACUGGUUGAGCGCCGGUGAUCGCACGGGAACGGAGUCCACAACUUCAAACUCCGAUUUUAGUAUGUCUGGAAAUGGCUUUGACCCUAGCUGGGGUGGCGACUUUGAGCCGAAAUCAUUCACAAAUAGCUCCGAAUCUGAUCGAAAAGUGCUGCGGUUAGCGUCGGGAAAAGCCAACCGCUUGAUUGACUGGAAUGUAGACGUUCUACUCCGCUUGCUAAAGCAGGUUGUUGCACGUCGUCGUGUUUCACAAUUAAAGUCGCCGACAUUGCUCCACAAGGCAGAAACGGUUGAAGAACGCAUAGAAGGAAAUACAGUACUGGACGAAGUGAAAGAAAUUAUAGCGUUGCCUGAAUUUGAUGCCAAGGCAGCUAUACGCCAGGACACUCCGGAUUCGAUCGCUUUGGGACCAGAAGUCUGCCUGCAGCUACACGAGUAUGUCAGUCAUAUUGCAGCCAUGUAUCAGGACAACCCGUUUCACAACUUCGAGCACGCUUCACAUGUUACGAUGUCCGUGGUCAAGCUGCUUUCGCGUAUUGUGGCGCCAUCGGAAGUUGUUGCCAAGAACGAAGGCAAGAAGAAGACAGUCUUCGCCUCGAGGCUUCACGAUCACACAUACGGCAUCACGUCUGAUCCACUGACACAGUUUGCUUGCGUCUUUUCGGCACUCAUUCACGACGUCGACCACAGCGGAGUUCCCAACGCGCAGCUCGUCAAGGAAAACUCGAAAAUAGCAGCAUUUUACAAAGGCAAGUCCGUGGCGGAGCAAAAUUCGAUCGAUCUUGCUUGGGACCUUCUUAUGGACUACAGUUUUAACGAACUGAGGUCAAUUAUAUACACCACUACAGCCGAAAAGAGUCGAUUUAGGCAGUUGGUGGUCAAUUCAGUUAUGGCGACGGAUAUCAUGGACAAAGGUCUGAAGCAGUUGCGCAACGCACGAUGGGAGAGUGCAUUCUCUGGCAAACUAUCGGAAGAGGACGCUACGGACACUACCAAUCGCAAAGCGACGAUUGUGAUCGAGCAUCUCAUUCAAGCGUCGGAUGUUGCUCAUACGAUGCAACACUGGCACAUAUAUCGCAAGUGGAAUGAGAGAUUCUUCACAGAGUGCUACCAAGCAUUUCAGAACGGCCGAUCUGACACUGAUCCGACCGAUAGCUGGUACAAUGGCGAGCUCGGCUUUUUCGAUUUCUAUAUUAUUCCGUUGGCAAAAAAGCUGAAGGAAUGUGGCGUGUUCGGGGUGUCGAGUGAUGAGUAUUUGAAUUACGCUAUGCGAAAUCGGAAAGAAUGGGAGGACCGUGGCCAGGAAAUUGUGCGCGAAAUGGCAGAACAAAUCGCCAAGGCACGUACCACAUCUUUGUAA